UUAAUUAUAUAAAAAUCACCUCUCAAUUCAAUUCUCUCAUAUCAUUUCAUCUUUCAACCUACAGCCAAAAAGAAAAUAAAACUUUCAACCUUAAUUAUUACCUAUUCACCCACGUCUCUCUUUUUAUAUAUACAUAAUAUAUGUAAUCACUUAUCCAAUCUCCAAUUUCUGUGAAUAAACACAAAAACCCACAUACAUCUAGUAUAUAAAUAAUUUGAUUAUACAAUAUCCGAUUUCCCCAUACAAUUUCUAUCAUAGUAUACGUACGUAGUUCGAAAGUAGUAAUUGGCUUGGAAUUGUGAAGAAAAGUAAAACAAUAAUUAGGAAUGGAAAUUGAUCAAGAGAACAAACAUGAAUCAUGGUCGGAGCCAGAGAGCACCGGAAGCCGAAGCUCAGGGGUGGGCCUCAGUGGGCCUUUAGCAUCCAAAAAACAACGAAACCGAAGCAAGAACAAAAGUGCAAGCUUCAAGGACGAUGGUGAAAUGGUGGAGAUAACAUUGAACGUACGUGAUGACUCCGUUUCCGUUCAGAAUAUUCGCGGUGGAGACACUGAAACGGCGUUUCUGGCAAGCCAGCUUGAGAAGCGUCCAUCGUCGCUUUCGGCUAAACUGAGACAGGUGUCUCAGGAGCUGAAGCGCAUGACGUCUUUUAAGGCGUUUGAUAAGGUUGAUAGGUCAAAAUCUGGUGCUGCUCGUGCUCUACAAGGUCUUAAGUUUAUGACAAAAAACGUUGGAAGUGAAGGUUGGUCCCAAGUUGAGAAGCGUUUUGAUGAGUUGGCUGUGGAGGGAAAAUUGCCCAAGACUCGAUUUAGCCAGUGCAUAGGAAUGAACGAGUCAAAGGAGUUUGCUGGUGAGUUAUUUGAUGCCUUAGCACGUCGUCGAGGUAUAGUAGCUGCUUCCAUAACAAAGGAAGAGUUGCGAGAAUUUUGGGACCAAAUUACUGAUCAAAGCUUUGAUUCAAGGCUUCAGACCUUUUUUGGCAUGGUGGACAAGAAUGCUGAUGGACGAAUUACUGAAGAAGAAGUAAAAGAGAUUAUUGCUUUAAGUGCUUCGGCCAAUAAGCUAUCAAAGUUACAAGAACGAGCAGAGGAAUAUGCUGCCCUUAUCAUGGAGGAGCUAGACCCAAACAACCUUGGAUAUAUUGAGCUGUAUAACUUGGAAAUGCUUCUUUUGCAAGCACCAGCACAAUCAGCUCACAUAACUACAGAUAGUAGGGUAUUGAGCCAGAUGUUGAGCCAGAAGUUAGUCCCUACUAAAGAGCGCAACCCUAUUAAACGGGCUUUUAGAGAACUAGCUUAUUUUAUGGAGGAUAAUUGGAAACGUAUUUGGAUCAUAGCUCUAUGGCUUUCAAUUUGUGCAGCACUUUUCACUUGGAAGUUCAUCCAGUACAAACGUCGUGCCGUUUUCCAUGUCAUGGGCUAUUGUGUCACCACGGCUAAGGGCGGUGCCGAGACGCUCAAGUUUAACAUGGCCUUGAUCUUGUUGCCUGUAUGUAGAAACACCAUCACUUGGCUUAGGAGUAGGACCAGGCUUGGAAUGGUGGUUCCAUUUGAUGACAAUAUCAACUUUCACAAGGUGAUAGCUUUUGGCAUUGCAAUUGGGGUUGGAUUACAUGCAAUUUCACAUUUAACUUGUGACUUCCCAAGAUUAUUACACGCCACAGAUGAAGAAUAUGAACCCAUGAAACAAUUUUUUGGAGAUGAAAGACCUAAUAAUUAUUGGUGGUUCGUUAAAGGAACCGAGGGUUGGACCGGUGUGGUCAUGGUUGUGCUUAUGGCUAUAGCUUUCAUUUUAGCACAACCUUGGUUUCGUCGUAAUAGGCUAAACCUUCCAAAACCCCUCAAGAAACUCACUGGUUUCAAUGCAUUUUGGUAUUCACAUCACCUUUUUGUCAUUGUUUACGUGCUAUUUAUCAUUCAUGGAUACUUCCUUUACCUUAGCAAGAAAUGGUAUAAGAAAACGACAUGGAUGUAUCUUGCGGUUCCAAUGAUACUAUACGGAUGCGAAAGACUACUUCGUGCAUUUAGAUCUGGCUACAAAUCUGUGAGGAUACUAAAGGUUGCAGUGUACCCGGGAAAUGUACUAGCAUUGCAUGCAUCUAAACCACAAGGGUUUAAGUACACUAGUGGACAGUAUAUUUAUGUUAAUUGUUCAGAUAUCUCCCCAUUUGAAUGGCAUCCCUUUUCUAUUACAUCAGCUCCUGGAGAUGACUAUAUAAGUGUUCACAUUCGAACUUUGGGCGAUUGGACGUCACAACUGAAGGGUAUUUUCGCCAAGGCAUGUCAACCAGCAAAUGAUGACCAAAGUGGUCUUCUAAGAGCUGAUAUGUUACCAGGCAAAUCAAGCCUACCAAGGAUGCCAAGGCUACGAAUUGAUGGACCUUAUGGAGCACCAGCACAAGACUACAAAAACUAUGAAGUCCUUCUUCUAGUAGGGCUAGGAAUCGGCGCAACUCCUUUGAUUAGCAUACUCAAAGAUGUACUAAACAACAUUAAGCAACAAGAAGAAGACUUAGAAGAAGGAGGGGAGGUGGAAAGCGGAGUUAAGAACAAUAAGAAAAGGCCUUUUGCAACCAAGCGAGCCUAUUUCUAUUGGGUUACUCGUGAGCAAGGUUCGUUUGAAUGGUUUAAAGGUGUGAUGAAUGAGGUAGCGGAGAAUGAUAAGGAAGGAGUAAUUGAGCUUCACAAUUAUUGUACAAGUGUUUAUGAAGAAGGCGACGCUCGUUCGGCUUUGAUCACAAUGCUUCAGUCCCUUCACCAUGCCAAAAAUGGUGUGGAUGUAGUUUCAGAGACAAGGGUUAAGACACAUUUUGCUAGGCCAAAUUGGCGUAAUGUCUAUAAACAUGUUGCUCUUAAACACCCUGAAAAAAAAGUUGGUGUUUUUUACUGUGGAGCACAUGGAUUGGUUGGCGAACUAAGAAAGCUUUCUUUGGACUUUUCAAGAAAAACUGGCACCAAGUUUGAUUUUCAUAAAGAGAAUUUUUAGAUUCUUUUUGACGUAGUUCUUUUUUGCCCGUAAUACAUCUAUAUUAUUAUAGUCAUAUAUAUAGUUGAAUUAUUUUUUGUUGUAGAGGUAUAUAUAUAGCUAGCUCCAUUUGAUGGAUGGAGUUGUAAACAUGUAUGAUCGGAAGGAAUAGCUAUCAAAUUGGAUUGAAAUUAAAUUGUUGCAGAUUGUAUCAAUGGUAGAAUGUCACUAAAUUUGGGUAUUACUGUAAGACCAAGGCUUUUUGCUACUUAUCAUGUUGUUUGUACCUUCCUUCAAAAAAAAAUCAUGUUGUUUGUACCUGUGCUACAAACAUUAUUCAUACGAAAAUGAAAUAAGUUUGUGCCUUUAUAAAAAAAAUAAGCACAGCUUAAUUUGCUAAA
Molecule: messenger RNA, 3364 nt
Organism: Medicago truncatula (barrel medic)
Lineage: Eukaryota; Viridiplantae; Streptophyta; Magnoliopsida; Fabales; Fabaceae
Product: respiratory burst oxidase homolog protein B
Exons: 12
Coding region: 327-2984 (885 amino acids)
Cellular component (GO): plasma membrane
Molecular function (GO): peroxidase activity; NAD(P)H oxidase H2O2-forming activity; calcium ion binding
Source: RefSeq, a predicted model, not a curated record